Molecule: messenger RNA, 2639 nt
Organism: Amaranthus tricolor (Joseph's coat)
Lineage: Eukaryota; Viridiplantae; Streptophyta; Magnoliopsida; Caryophyllales; Amaranthaceae
Product: outer envelope protein 64, mitochondrial
Exons: 13
Coding region: 398-2209 (603 amino acids)
Molecular function (GO): protein binding
Source: RefSeq, a predicted model, not a curated record
AUUAAAUCGAAUCAGAAUUGGAGUAGAGUCAGAGUUAAAUUACUGAUUUUUUUAUGAGAUUCACCUUCGAUUUGAUUUUGAUUCAAAGAUAGAUUAUAUUAUCGGCCUCCAAGUCCAUUUUUUUUGCUCAUAUUUUCCUCGGACUGUGUCUGAAUGUGUGAUUGUGGUCGGAUUCGGAUCUAAUUAGAAGCCGUAAAUCUCCCACUCACCAAACCCUCAAACUUGUCAGUUCCCUUCUCUCUCCUCUUUCUAAAACCCUCGUUAAACCUUGGAGUUUGGACAUAACAAAUGCAAUGAUCAAACUCGGCAACUUUUAAAGACCAUCUCCAUUCUUCCAUUUCAAAAACACAAAAAGUCAAGAUUUUUAACCAAAUUCAAUCGAUAUUUUCGUCUGAUCAUGUCAGAUUCCUUAAAAAUUACCCUAGCAAAUAACCCAAAAGUUUGGAUUUUGAUUGGUGCAGGAGUUGCAGGGCUUGCGGUUGUUGUUUAUAAAGAGAGAAAGAGGUGGAAUGAGAAGAAGUUUCUAGAAAGAGAGGAUUUUGGAGCCUUUGUUGAACGUUUUGAACUUUUCCCUUUUUCUCAACCGCCACCUCCUGCUGCUCCUUUGCCUCUCAAUGGGCUCUCAUUUGCAAUCAAAGACAUAUUUGAGAUUAAGGGUCGGGUAACCGGUUUUGGGUGCCCGGAUUGGAAGAAGACUCAUGAAGAGGGAGAGAAGACAGCUGAGGUUAUUAUUAAUUUGCUGAAGAAAGGGGCUACUUGUGUCGGGUCAACUGUUUUGGAUGAGCUUUCAUUUGGGAUAACCGGUGAAAAUUUGCAUUAUGGUACUCCUACUAAUCCGUCGACACCACAUCAUAUUCCUGGGGGGUCUUCAAGUGGCUCGGCUGUAGCUGUUGCUGCUCAGCUUGUUGAUUUUGCACUUGGCACUGAUACAAUUGGAUGCGUAAGAAUUCCAGCAUCGUUUUGUGGUAUUUUUGGAUUUCGACCUUCUCAUGGGGUUGUUUCUAUGGAUGGAGUCCUGCCAAGUUCUCAGAGUCUAGAUACUAUUGGAUGGUUUGCUCGGGAUCUCAAAGUUUUACAUUGUGUUGGGCAUGUGUUGCUGCAGUUGAAGGCUGAGCCUAGGAGGUCAAGGCGCUUUGUAGUUGCAGAUGAUCUUUUUGAAAUUUCAAAUGCUUCAAAACCUAAAACAACACGUUUUUUGAAAAAGACGACAGAAAAUUUAUCUGGGUACCAAAGCCCCCAGCAUGUAAAUAUCGGCCAGUAUAUUGCUUCUAAUGUGCCUAGUUUGAAAGCAUUUCGUGAAGAGUCUUCAAAUAUGAAAAGUGGAGUAGGAGCUCUUCGUGCUCUUUCGUCUCUUAUGGUUUUACUUCAUAGAUAUGAGUUCAAAACAAAUCACGAAGAAUGGAUUACAUCAACCAGACCAAAGUUGGGGGCUGAUGUAAGUGGACGUAUCCGUACAGCAAUUAAUUCAAUACCUGAUGAUGUGAAGAUACUGUAUAAAGUGAGGACCGAAUUGCGUGCAGCAUUACAGAACCUCUUAAAGGGAGACGGGCUGCUGGUUCUUCCCACAAUAGCCGAUAAUCCAAUUAAACGCAACUCAAGAAAAGCUUUGUCUACAGAGUUUUAUGAUAGAUCACUAGUCUUAUCCAGCAUAUCAAGCAUGUCCGGCUGCUGUCAGAUCACGGUUCCAUUGGGAGAGCAGGAUGGCUUUCCAACUUCUAUUUCAUUUAUGGCUUUUCAUGGAGCUGACAAAUUUCUGCUUGAUACUAUGUUGGAUUGCUACUCAACACUACAAGAGCAAGUGAAACUUGCCUCCGAGCAUAUGCCAUUGCCCGAUGCUGACGGUCAUUUGGAUGCUUCUGAACUGCUGAAAGAGAAGGGAAAUGCUGCAUACAAGGGAAAACAAUGGAACAAGGCUGUCAGCUACUACACUGAAGCUAUCAAAUUGAACGGGGCUAAUUCAACUUACUAUUGCAACCGAGCAGCUGCAUACUUGGAACAGGCAUGCUUCUUGCAAGCCGAGGAGGAUUGCACGAAAGCUAUAUCACUUGAUAAAAAGAAUGUCAAGGCAUAUUUACGAAGAGGAACUGCUAGAGAGUCGCUUAUGCGAUACAAAGAAGCUUUUGCAGAUUUCAAGCACGCUCUUGUUCUUGAGCCACAUAACAAGGUUGCGAGUAAUGGAGAAAAGCGGUUGAGGAAGCUUAUGAGUUGAUCAUCUUUCGCUUACUCUACGCACGGAAGGAAGCCACUUGAGAAGGCGAUAUAAUUUUACUGGACAAAAUAGUCGAAUAUGAAAAGAACACGGUGUUUAUAGAAAUACAUUUAGAGUGUGUUUGAAUAACAUUUUACGAAAGAAAGAAAGGGGAGUGGAGGGAAGAUCAAUGUAUGAUCCUUCCGAAUCGGGAUUUUUCUCCCCUCUAAUUCCCUUCUAUUUUCUAAUUCUCCCCUUUUGGUACCUAAAUCAAGGAAAUGGUAUCGUUCAUCUCGGUUUCAUUCUUUUUCUCUAUUCUUUUUAUACAAACAUAGCAUUGGAUUCGAGAUAUAUUUUCCGUUCUUUUGAAUUUCUGUAUAUUUCGGAGAACUGUACUCAAAUUUUAAGCAGAUUUCAUAAAAUGGUACAUCAAUGGAGAUACUUUUGUAGA